AUGAGCACACCUAGCUGUGAACAGUUAACCCACUUCCUCAAUGCACUUUCUCUAAGCAAAAGCAGCGGCGGAGGUGGAGACGUCCACCAGGGUUUCCAGAACCUUCUCAUCGAAGUUAACAGGACCGGCACACAGUACUUGCUCCGAACCGUCAACAGGCUCUUUGGAGAGAAGACUUAUGGUUUCCUCCCAUCUUUCAAAGAUUCCUGCCGCAAAUUCAACCAAGCAGAGAUGAAAGAGCUGGACUUUAUCAGUGCUGCGGAGGAAUCCAGGAAACACAUAAACACCUGGGUAGCCCAAAGGACAGAAGGAAAAAUUACAGACCUGCUGUCUCCAAAUUCAGUGGACCCCAUGACUUGUCUGGUUCUCGUGAAUGCCACCUACUUCAAAGGAAACUGGGAGAAUCAGUUUAACAAGCAGCACACCAAGGAAAGGCUGUUCAAAGUCCGCAAGAAUGUGGAGAAGCCUGUGCAAAUGAUGAUCAAGAAAUCCACCUUUAAAAUGACCUACAUCGGAGAGAUAUUCACGAAGAUUCUGGUGCUUCCCUACGUCGGCAGGGAGCUCAAUAUGAUCAUCAUGCUUCCCCAUGGAAACACCGAUUUGAAAACGGUGGAAAAGGAACUUGCUUAUGAGAAAUUUGUCGAGUGGACGAGGCCAGACCUGAUGGAGGAGGAGGAGGUGGAGGUGUCCCUGCCCAGGUUUAAGCUGGGGGAGAGCUACAACAUGGAGGGCGUCCUCCGCACCCUGGGUGUGACCGACGCCUUCGAGGACACCAGGGCGGAUUUCUCCACGAUGUCGUCCAGGAAGGACCUGCUCCUGUCCCAGGUCGCGCACAAGACCUUUGUGGAGGUCGACGAGGAGGGCACAGAGGCGGCUGCGGCCACCGCCGCAGUCCUAAUGCUGUGCUGCGCCAGAAUCACCCCCAGGUUCUGUGCCGACCACCCUUUCCCCUUCUUUAUCCAGAACAGUAAGACCAGUGGGCUUCUGUUCUGCGGCCGGCUCAGCUCCCCGUGA
Balaenoptera acutorostrata (minke whale) is the source of this 1014-nucleotide messenger RNA. RefSeq names its product serpin B6-like. Gene Ontology annotation, cellular component: cytoplasm. The transcript is spliced from 2 exons. The record is from RefSeq and is a predicted model, not a curated record. Gene Ontology annotation, molecular function: serine-type endopeptidase inhibitor activity. Gene Ontology annotation, biological process: negative regulation of endopeptidase activity. The coding region runs from base 1 to 1014 and encodes 337 amino acids. Lineage: Eukaryota; Metazoa; Chordata; Mammalia; Artiodactyla; Balaenopteridae.